AUGGCUCUGUUUCAGGAGAAGCUGACACUUUCCUCAACUUCUUCGUCCUUCCAUUAUCUUCCGAAGAAACUCGUGCCUAAGCCUCGUCGUAGAAUCGCCGUGACGACAAAGUAUCGUUCAGUUUGCAGAGCUUCAUGGCAAGAGCUCGCCGGUGUUUUGGUUUUCUCGGCGAUUCCGUUCACGGCGGUUAAAGCAAUCGCGAAUAGUUCGUUAGGAGAAUCUCUGCGGCGGAGAUUGGAAGAGAGAAAGAAAGAAGCCGUAGAGAAUUCUUCCAGAUUCAAAGCUAAAGCUCAAAAGGCUAGAAACGACAGCAAGUGGUAUGGAGAAGAACGUCCACGUUGGUUUGGUCCAAUCCCAUAUGAUUAUCCUCCAUACCUUACAGGAGAACUUCCUGGUGACUAUGGUUUCGACAUUGCUGGACUUGGACAGGACCGUUCGUCCUUUGAUAAGUACUUCAACUUUGAGAUACUUCAUGCUCGUUGGGCCAUGCUUGCAGCGUUAGGUGCUCUUGUCCCUGAAAUAUUAGAUCUCACUGGAGCUUUUCAUUUUGUUGAACCCGUUUGGUGGCGUGUCGGUUACUCAAAGCUUCAGGGAGAGACGUUGGAUUACCUAGGCAUCCCAGGGCUUCACGUAGCUGGAAGCCAAGGUGUCAUUGUAAUUGCAAUUUGCCAAGCACUCUUAAUGGUAGGACCGGAAUACGCAAGAUACUGUGGUAUUGAGGCAUUAGAGCCACUGGGGAUAUACUUGCCAGGGGAUAUAAAUUAUCCAGGAGGUGCGCUUUUUGAUCCUUUGAGACUCUCGGAGGAUCCUGUGGCUUUUGAAGAUCUUAAGGUUAAAGAGAUUAAAAACGGACGACUAGCGAUGGUGGCGUGGCUUGGGUUCUAUGCACAGGCUGCUCUCACUGGUAAAGGUCCUGUACAGAAUCUUGUUGACCAUGUCUCUGAUCCAUUACAUAACAAUCUGCUUUCCACGCUUCAUACAUGA
Messenger RNA from Microthlaspi erraticum, 984 nucleotides. The record is from the annotation of a GenBank genome assembly. Lineage: Eukaryota; Viridiplantae; Streptophyta; Magnoliopsida; Brassicales; Brassicaceae.